Molecule: messenger RNA, 828 nt
Organism: Cryptosporidium muris RN66
Lineage: Eukaryota; Apicomplexa; Conoidasida; Eucoccidiorida; Cryptosporidiidae
Product: zinc finger, CCCH type domain-containing protein
Exons: 1
Coding region: 1-828 (275 amino acids)
Molecular function (GO): metal ion binding; mRNA binding
Source: RefSeq, a predicted model, not a curated record
AUGCCACAGUUCUAUAAAACAAAGAAGUGUCCAUGGUUUGCAGUAGGUCGUUGUAGGAUGGACAAAGAUUGUAAUUGGGCUCAUUCUCCUGAUGAAUUGAGACCUAGUGUUGAUUUAACAAGGACAAAGUUAUGUGAUAGACAGUUAAAAGAGGGGGAGUGUAAAGAUCCUCAAUGUAGAUAUGCCCACUCAAGAAAAGAGUUAAGAGCAACAUCGGAUCUAUUCAAGACUUCUCUAUGUAUAUAUUGGUUAAAAGGAAGUUGCGCAGUAGGUGAAUCCUGUCGCUAUGCUCAUGGUGUCCAUGAAUUGCGAAGUAAGCCUCAAAAAGGAGAAUUCAUACCCUUAGAGGUUGAGACACUUCCAGUACCACUAGAAAAACUGAGAAUACAGCAAAGAAAGCUUUUAACAGAUGAUCACAUGAUUAAUCUCAAUCACUUAAGUACUUCUACUACAUUAGCCAGUACAAAUACUCCAACGAAUUUAAAUUCAUCAUCUCUAGAUGAAUCAAUAGAUAAAUCUAUUGGUUCACUACCUCCAUUUGUAGCUAAUCUAUUUGAUGUAGAAGAUUGUGAAGUUUCUCAUCCAAGUGAAGAAGUUACAUGGUCCAUUGAUAAUUUCAAUAUACCCACAUCUUUCACUCCACUAAGUUUACUUGAUAUUCCUCUUGUUUGGGUAGAUAACUUGAAUAAGGAUGACAAUAUACAUAGUGAAGAUAUUAGGCCACAAGACAUAAAAUCAACUGUGAAUUUCUAUUCUGAUAGUUUAGAAGAUUUAUAUUCACAUACACCCUCUACUGCAGCUAGUAUUAGAGACAAAACUGGUAUAUAG